GGGCGCUGACGUGAGCGCGGCGCACCUGGGCCGGGCAGGUAAGGGCCGGUGCGCGACGGGGAGCGGAUCCCGCAGCCCUACCUGCGCGGAGCCAGGUGUUGCUCGCCCGACCUGUCGAAGAGCGCGGUGGCGACGGGUGGUCUUAAGUGGGGACUUGUUUCGGAGGGACGUCCGCUUCUGGCCGCCGGAUUGAGAAAAGGUGGGGACGCCAACUUCUGGCGAGUAGAUUGCGCGAAGGAGGACACGCCCGCUGGUGGAGAAGUGUCUCCUCCAGAGUUCGUGGGAAACUUUGGGUGGCCCAGAGAAAAGAAGACUGACUCGAGGCCCAGCGCUCAGAUCCCCGUGGAUCCAGCUGCGCGCUCAUCUCCCCCAGAUCAUGGCCCUCCACCCCCGAAGAGUUCGGCUGAAGCCCUGGCUGGUAGCCCAAGUGGACAGUGGCCUGUACCCUGGGCUCAUCUGGCUGCACAGAGACUCCAAACGCUUCCAGAUUCCCUGGAAACAUGCCACCCGGCAUAGCCCCCAACAGGAGGAGGAAAAUACCAUUUUCAAGGCCUGGGCUGUGGAGACGGGGAAGUACCAGGAGGGGGUUGAUGACCCCGACCCAGCGAAAUGGAAGGCCCAGCUCCGCUGUGCGCUCAACAAGAGCAGGGAGUUCAACCUGAUGUACGACGGCACCAAGGAGGUGCCCAUGAACCCCGUGAAGAUCUACCAGGUGUGCGACAUCCCCCAGCCCCAGGGCUCCGUCGUUAACCCAGGAUCCACUGGCUCUGCUCCCUGGGAUGAGAAGGAUAAUGAUGUGGAUGAUGAGGAUGAGGAAGAUGAGCUGGACCAGUCACAGCACCACGUUCCCAUCCAGGACACCUUCCCCUUCCUGAACAUCAAUGGUUCUCCCAUAGCACCAGCCAGUGUGGGCAACUGCAGUGUGGGCAACUGUAGCCCUGAAGCAGUGUGGCCCAAAACGGAACCUCUGGAGAUGGAAGUACCGCAGGCACCUAUCCAGCCUUUCUAUAGCUCUCCAGAGCUGUGGAUCAGCUCUCUCCCAAUGACGGACCUGGACAUCAAAUUUCAGUACCGUGGGAAGGAGUAUGGGCAGACCAUGACCGUGAGCAACCCCCAGGGCUGCCGGCUCUUCUACGGGGACCUGGGCCCCAUGCCUGACCAGGAGGAGCUCUUUGGUCCUGUCAGCCUGGAGCAGGUCAAGUUCCCAGGUCCGGAGCACAUCACCAACGAGAAGCAGAAGCUGUUCACCAGCAAGCUGCUAGAUGUCAUGGACAGAGGACUGAUCCUGGAGGUCAGCGGCCACGCCAUUUAUGCCAUCAGGCUGUGCCAGUGCAAGGUGUACUGGUCUGGGCCAUGUGCUCCAUCGCUGGUUGCCCCCAACCUGAUUGAGAGGCAAAAGAAGGUCAAACUGUUUUGUCUGGAAACGUUCCUUAGCGAUCUUAUUGCCCACCAGAAAGGACAGAUAGAGAAGCAGCCACCAUUUGAGAUCUACUUAUGCUUUGGGGAAGAAUGGCCAGAUGGAAAACCCCUGGAAAGGAAACUCAUCUUGGUUCAGGUCAUUCCCGUGGUGGCGCGAAUGAUCUACGAGAUGUUUUCUGGCGAUUUUACACGAUCCUUUGACAGUGGCAGCGUCCGCCUGCAGAUCUCAACUCCCGACAUCAAGGAUAACAUUGUCGCCCAGCUGAAGCAGCUGUACCGCAUCCUCCAAACACAGGAAAGCUGGCAGCCCAUGCAGCCCACCCCUAGCAUGCAAAUGCCCCCUGCCCUGCCAGCCCAGUAAUCACGAAUGCCAUCUUCCUUUUUUUUUUUUUUACAAUAUUGUACAUAUUGAUAUUUUUUAUUAUUCAGAUUUACCCAACUUUUAAACCUUUCUUCUAACCAUAUUAGUACUCUGACUCUCCAAAUAUGCCUGGCUUUAAAAUUGAUUUAAUUUAUGGAAAAAUCACCCUCCAUGCUUUCCCUUUCCUCUUUUAAACCUCCUGAGAGUAGAGUAACGUAGUAGAAGGAGAGCUGGCCUGGGAGUUUGGACACCAGGGUUCAAGCUGCCGCCUUGCUUCCAACAGUGUGACCUUGAACCGCACCAUUUAACUUCUGUGCUUCAGAUUCAUUACUGUGAAGGGAAGGCGUUGAAAUGAUACUUAAAUAACACCAGGUUUAAAGCUCUGCCUUGAUGACUUCAUUCUACUUGUACAUGGCAACACUGCCUGGAACGGAAGCCUUCUGCCUUGAUCUUGCACUACUUUUUUUUUUCCUUGCUUUCAUUGAAGUCCCCUCAGGCACUGA
Molecule: messenger RNA, 2283 nt
Organism: Phacochoerus africanus (Common warthog)
Lineage: Eukaryota; Metazoa; Chordata; Mammalia; Artiodactyla; Suidae
Gene: IRF6
Product: interferon regulatory factor 6
Exons: 9
Coding region: 377-1780 (467 amino acids)
Biological process (GO): regulation of transcription by RNA polymerase II; immune system process
Cellular component (GO): nucleus
Molecular function (GO): DNA-binding transcription factor activity, RNA polymerase II-specific; RNA polymerase II cis-regulatory region sequence-specific DNA binding; protein binding
Source: RefSeq, a predicted model, not a curated record